Messenger RNA from Penaeus chinensis, 1466 nucleotides. RefSeq names its product vasopressin V1a receptor-like. The transcript has 5 exons. Gene Ontology annotation, cellular component: membrane. The record is from RefSeq and is a predicted model, not a curated record. Lineage: Eukaryota; Metazoa; Arthropoda; Malacostraca; Decapoda; Penaeidae. Gene Ontology annotation, molecular function: G protein-coupled receptor activity; peptide binding. Bases 648 to 1466 code for a protein of 272 amino acids. Gene Ontology annotation, biological process: G protein-coupled receptor signaling pathway.
CCCGGCGCGUGAGGCACAGACUUCCUUUCGCCCGAGCGUUCACCCGCCGCGGCGCCUGUGCGAGGGAGGAGCGGAGGACACUGUGCACGUUGUUUUUAUUCCGCGAGAGCUGUGCGACGAAGAUGAAGGGGCGCGCAUUUUUUAACCUUUUUUACUUUUGAGAAAUUACUGUUUUCUGUUUAAAAAGUUGCUGUGUCUGUCUCAUCCAAUGAUUUUUCAACUGAAGGACGUAACACCAGUGUCGAAGAUGUGCUCAUUACGGAUUUUUUUGUCGACUGACUGACAGGAAAUGAGUGAUAAGGUUUGCUGAUAAAUUUGUGAAGUACCAGAGUGACAAUAAUAUAUGGGGAACAAACAAGAGUUUUCCACCUGAUAUGGACCGAACAGACUAUUAUACAUUUCACAGAGUUCCCUAACUGCAACGGAGCGUCUAAAUAAGAAAGUAAUCGAAAGAAAGAGAGGGAAAAAAUACAAAUUAGACAAUUGUGGGGCCGUAUCUGUUAUGAACAGACGUUUCGCGUUUGAAGCACGUGAAGGCUGGCACUGACAAAACAAAACGAGAGACGGGCGAAAAAGCAAAUCAAAUAAAGGAAAAGGGAAUUGUCCUGUUAUCCCGCAGCAAGGAGCGCAAGGAAGAACUCAGUGCCAUGCCUUCCUCCCGCAAUCUCUCCGCCACUCCCACCCCGUUCCUGAACCUUCAGAAGACCUUGCAGGACGUCCCUCGCGACCUGCACAACACCCGCGCCGUCCUCGAAGGAUGGGCGGAUCUGACUGUGGCAUGGGCGGAGGAGGAGAGGAACUUCACGGAUGGCGGAGGCGAGAGCGAGACGGCGAGGGCGCGAGCGGCCGCGGAAGGCGCGAGAGCUGAGGCGCCCGGGAUGGUGCAGCCUUUCUUUAACGUCGUGAACGAAACCUUCGUCGAGAAUUCGGAGGAGCCGUACCCGGACGUGCUGGGCCCCAACUACCACCGCCACAUCCGCAUGGGCAUCCUGACGGUGAUGUUCGCCCUGGCCCUCGUCGGCAACUCCAGGGUCAUGUGGGUCCUCCGGCAGAAGUGGAGCAGCAGAGGCCGCAUGACCGUCAUGAGCUUCAACGUGACGCUGGCCGACACGCUGGUGGCGCUCAUCACCAUUCUGGGCCAGCUGAUGUGGGAGAUCCUGGAGAAACACUGGUACCUGGGCAACGGCGCGUGCAAGAUUUACAAAGUCGCUUCCACGUUCGCCAUCACGUCGAGCAACUAUAUGCUUGUUGCCAUGGCGAUCGACAGGCACGAGGCGGUGGUGCGGCCCCUCAACCCUUUCAUCAGUGCCAAAAACCUGGCCCUCGCUGCCUGGGCCGUCAGCCUCCUGCCCUCGCUGCCCAACCUGUUCAUUUUUGCCAAAGCCGAGACGCCCAGCGGAGAUUUCUGUGUCUCCAAGUUCUACACUGAUGACCUUGACAAGCACUUCAGGCAGGUGUUGGUGUAA